Molecule: messenger RNA, 498 nt
Organism: Nezara viridula (southern green stink bug)
Lineage: Eukaryota; Metazoa; Arthropoda; Insecta; Hemiptera; Pentatomidae
Source: the annotation of a GenBank genome assembly
AUGAAUUUAGGUCAUCCAAUUCUUCAGGAGAUGAUAAAGCUGGGUUGCAAAAAACAGAAUAAAAUUUUUUUAGCUUUUCAAAGUUAUAUCGAGCUGUGUGAAGUUCACAAAGCACAGGCUGUCAACUAUCACUUAUGUUCAGAAUUUGAUUUAAUAUAUUUAUCAGCUUCUCUUUAUGGAGAUAAUGAAGUUUAUGUGCCUCUCUCGGUUAGUAGUUCUAUCACACCUAGUUGGAUAAGAAAAUUCCGAAGAAGUCUUCCCGAAGAAUUUCAAGAUAAAGGCAUUUAUAUAAUACUGUGCGACACUGACACAACUAAUGUAAUAUACAAAAUAAGUGAUGGAUUAGAAAGGCCUCUCUCCCCAGAAAGCACAAAACACAAGAAGGAUCACAAAGAAAGAAAAAAUUUUAUCGAAGUUGAAAUUUCUAAUUUAUUACCAACCUUGAUAAAAGAAGCAAAAAAGCGGAAACUGUCUAGUGAAGAAACUGAGAUAAAAUAG